Vigna angularis (adzuki bean) is the source of this 510-nucleotide messenger RNA. RefSeq names its product BON1-associated protein 1. The transcript has a single exon. The record is from RefSeq and is a predicted model, not a curated record. The coding region runs from base 1 to 510 and encodes 169 amino acids. Gene Ontology annotation, biological process: defense response. NCBI's taxonomy places the organism in Eukaryota, Viridiplantae, Streptophyta, Magnoliopsida, Fabales, Fabaceae.
AUGGCCACCCAAUCAACUACUAUCCAGCUCACCCUUCUCUCAGCGGAAGGUCUUCACGUCAGGGGAAAACCGGCCAACACCAACGUCUUCGCGGUGGUUCGCGCUGACUCCAUUGCCAGCCACACGACGGCGACGGCCACGGAGAGCAACGGGUCGCUGUCCUGGGAGGAGACGUUUUCGUUGAAGGUGGGGCCUUACGCGAGGUGCCUGACGAUUGAAGUGAAGUGCAGGACGGGAGCGGGAGAGAGAGACGUCGGCGUGGCAAGAAUCGCGCUUUCGGAUUUUCUUGGAAGGUCAGUGCCCGGCAAUAGAUUGCAGUUGUGCUACAGGUUGAGGGACUGGGAUGGGAGAGAAAACGGGACCGUUAAUUUCUCCGUCAGAGUGGUGGCGCCGCCACAGCCGCACGCCGCCGCGGACCAGAAUGGUUGUGAGUCGUCGUUGGGUGGAGUUGUUACCGGCAUUCCCGUUUGGUUGGAGGAGUCAGAGACAAGUAACAGGAGCAAUAUUUGA